This is a messenger RNA of Ochlerotatus camptorhynchus, 4647 nucleotides long. RefSeq names its product nuclear pore complex protein Nup154 (gene Nup154). The transcript is spliced from 9 exons. Gene Ontology annotation, biological process: protein localization to nuclear inner membrane; RNA export from nucleus; protein import into nucleus. The record is from RefSeq and is a predicted model, not a curated record. Gene Ontology annotation, cellular component: nuclear pore; nuclear pore inner ring. Bases 182 to 4402 code for a protein of 1406 amino acids. NCBI's taxonomy places the organism in Eukaryota, Metazoa, Arthropoda, Insecta, Diptera, Culicidae. Gene Ontology annotation, molecular function: structural constituent of nuclear pore; protein binding.
GUAGCAUCGUUCUUCGUAAUUCGUGAAAAAUAGUUAGCGGCAAUUUUAACUGGAAAACAUUUCAAAGCACAUUGAAUUGAAGCAAAAUAGUGCCUACAGGUGCGUCGUUGGGAAAUUGUAAAACCGUGGUUUUAUUCUGAUUAUUUUGCGCAACGACAGUGCUGCAAAGAAAUCAACAACGAUGAGUCUGUCGGAAUCUUCCGCUCUGGUAGACUCGCUGGAGUUUGCCGGCACCAUGCUGGAGCGACACGACAUAGCGGACUGUUCCACUCCCGGAUUGCUGGAGGUAACCGGAAUCAAACAAUCUGGAAUGGCGACCGCUAGUGGAUUGAACGACUACGACUAUCAAAAUUUGUCCAGUUUGUCGCUGGGCCUAAAGAAUCUGAACCAGCUUGCAACCACGAACAAAAUUCCCAUUCCCCCGGAAAUAAUGGAACAUUUCAAGCAUAUAAAAUGUCACUGUAUGAUGGGGCUUUUCCCGGAAAUUGGUCGAGCCUGGUUAACUAUCGAUUCCGACAUUUAUAUCUGGACCUACGAGCAUACCAGGGAUGUGGCAUAUUUUGACGGUCUCACCCAUUUGAUUGUCAGCGUUGGUUUGGUAGUUCCCAAGCCGGGAGUGUUUAUAUCCGACGUGAAGUAUCUGCUGGUGCUGACCACUCCAAUUGAAAUAGUCAUCCUGGGGGUAACCUUUGGUGAUUCAAAUGCGUCACCAAAUCGUUCGAUCACUUCUUCCAUUGAAGAGAUGCAGUUGUUGAACAAGCCAAUCUUUGUGAUGAAUACGGAUAACAUUGCGAUUACUUGCAUUGAGGGAACUUCGGAUGGUAGGAUAUUUUUAGGUGGUCGAGAUGGGUGCCUAUAUGAAAUUUCCUACCAGGCGGAAUCUAAUUGGUUUGGAAAACGCAGCAAGAAGGUUAAUCAUUCGCAAGGGUUGAUGUCCCACCUGGUUCCUGGCAUAUUCAAAGUGUUCUCUGAGAAUGAUUCCAUUUCAAAAAUAACGAUCGAUAACUCGCGUCGAUUGCUGUACGCCCUGACGGAAAAGGGAGCAAUCGAGGCUUGGGACAUUGGCACGGAUGCCAAUUCGGUGAGACGAAUCGCAAGAAUUUCGCAAAAUGACAUUGCUUCUAGUGCUGGAAACAUACUGCGAACGAUUGAGCCAUCCGUUUUCAAACCGGUGACGGCUUUGUGUCCUCUGUCACAGGAGGAUUCUCCUCAGGUCCAUCUGAUUGCCAUCACCCAAACAGGAGUGCGAUUCUACUUCUCAACGGUGCCUGUGCUAUUCGGUAUCCAGCAACAGCAACUCCAACAACAGCAGCAACAACAGCAACAGCAACCAGGUAUGCCUACCUUCGAGCAUCAGCAACGUCCACAGGGUUUGUACCUUCUCCACGUCCGUCUUCCUCCGGGAUACACACCGAACACAACCGUUGGGAAACCGAAACAGGUACACUCAGCCUUCUAUAGCCAAGGAUCACUGCUGAUGGUAUCGACACCUCAACCAGAUCAGGAUCUGCUAUGGUCGCUUAGUUCGGAACCUUUCCCGUCCAGACAAAACCUCGUUGAAUCAUCCACGGUUAUGACUAUGGAUGGCCAGGUGUGGUCCAUAGCCGAAGUGAAACCCAAGGACAAGAUUACCGUAGACACUCCGCUACGGGCCGCUCAAGUUCCCAAGAAAGUCGCUCUCCUUACCAAUCAAGGCGUGCACAUUGUUUCCCUAUUAAAGUCCGUUGACAUCCUACAACAAUUGCUGCUGGCUUGCCAUGGUCCGCACAAUGAAGCGGUGAAGGCUUACUUCCAGGUACAGUCGGAACCGCAGGCCUGUGCUACAAGUUUACUGCUGGCCUGCAUAGAGACAUUAAAGGGCACAGAACUGGGAGACUGGGCCGCUCAGGCAUUCAUCCUGUACGGUGGGGAACCGUUCUUCGAUAUGGGUGCCUAUAUGGGCGGUCAUUCGGCGGCUGCCAGACCGCUAAGCUUCAACUCGCCUGCCACUGGAUUUGGUGAUAAUCAACAAGGAGGACCGCGGAUGUUCAUGUCCACACCAUUCUCGGCCUCGCGACCGGCCUCUUCCGUUCAGCAGAGCCUCAUGCAACAAACCCAGUUCCCGAACAGUCCUAUGUCGUCGUCCAUGAGCCACAGCUUCAACAAUAACCUCCCGCUAACGGCGGAUUCGCCAAACUUCCACUACUCGGCAAAGCACGCCGGGCUCUACCUGCACAUGUCUCGUUUGCUGCGUUCGAUCUGGCGCAAGCGUUGCAUAGAUGACAAGUUACACACCACCAUCAGCCAGCAAGAUUGCGCUCAGAUUUUGGAGGAUUUGUUUGCCAUCAAACGUUUUCUGGAAUCGAUCACUCUGACCAAUUUGGUUGGACUAGUUGGCAAGAACAUGGCCAAUGCCGGUAGUAUGAGCGGACCAGGUGGUUACCUACAGCAGCAGCAACAGCAACAACAGCACCAACACCAUCAACAGACGAUGUCUGGCAUGGGAAUGCAGAGUCCCUACGGACAACAGCAGUCACACUUCGGUAGCCAAGGUGCCUUCUCCGGGGUUCCAGGACAGCAAAAGAGCACCGCAGAAGAUGCUUUGGUUGAGGAGAAAAAGUCACUGGAUGCGUUGACGCGACUGAUUAAGCACUCCUGCGAAGUUUUGGCCCUUUGGAAGAUACUCUGCGAACACCAGUGCCACCAAUUAGUGUCCAAAUUGACCAAGGAGCAGCAAGCUAUCCUGCAGUCGUGUACAUUCCGGGAUCUCAUCCUCUCGCGUUCGGAUUUGUGUGGUUUGCUGAUUGUAACCUUGAUCAAUUCCUACCUCAAUGACAACGCAAGCGUUGGUUCCAUUUCGUCGAAACUGCGUGAGGUUUGUCCGAAUUUGUACCGCCACGAGGAUGCUGUCUCGCAUAAAGCAACGGAAAUUUUGCUUCUAUCCAAAACCUGUAACGAUCCGGACGAGAAGAAUGAACGCCUCCGAACUGCUUUGCAGUUGUGUAAAAGUGCCGCUCCUAAUCUGCCGCUGACUUCAAUCUGUCAGCAGUUUACCACCGCUGGAUUCUUUUCGGGAGUCAUCGAGCUGUGCUCGAUUUGUGCGGCCAAGAGCGAUCCGAACGAGGCGGCCUUACACUUCUACCGCAAUAACGAACCCGUCGAAGAUCAGGAAGGCUUCAUGGCGUAUCAAAGCCGUAUGAACUGCUACAGGGAAAUCAAACUGAUGUUGGAACAUGUCUACACGAACGUUCGCAACAGCAAAGGUGGCAGCAUUUAUCCCUCGCUGGAGAGCGCAGACCGCGACAAGUUAGCCAACAACCAGCUCAUUUCAAUCAUCAGUUUGUCGCUGCAGUGCCAAGAUCAACUGCUGCACAUAUCAGUAUACGAAUGGCUGCUAUCGCACAAUCUUCUGGGAGAACUGCUUGAAAUCAGCGAACCUUCGCUGGGUGCAUUCCUGGGACGCGCUGUGAAUCGAACGCCGGAAAACUUUGCCCUUGCCGACCUCCUCUGGAAGUAUCACGAACGUAACGGACAGCAUUCUGCCGCUGCAAAGAUUCUGGACAAGCUGGCCAACAUUCACAGUGAAACCAUGACCCUCCAGCAGCGUAUCGAAUACCUCGCCAGGGCCGUCAUGUGUAUGCGAAGCGAUACGGUCGGUUAUUCGGCACACAAUGGUGUGCUGUUGAAAGAUCUUGAAGACAAACUGGAAGUCGCACAAAUCCAAAAACAAGUACACGAUGCGUUGUCCAUCGUGUCGAACAAACCUUCCGUUGCACCUGCUCUGAAACAACUGAACGGAACGCUCUACAACCUGACUCAGCUCUAUUCGGACUUAGCUGAGCGAUUCGAGCUCUGGGAAUGCAAAUUGACGAUUCUCAAUUGUUCCCACCACAACGACCCACUGCUCAUUGAAUCCGUUUGGACCCACAUCCUGGACAAGGAACUUGAAAGAUCGGAUAGCAACACGGAACGCUGCCGUCGCUUGUUGUCCAAGGUAAAGAGCUUAGCGUUGGAAUACGAAAGCUCCGGUCACUGCUUCCCGUUGCCAUUCAUCGUUCGUGAACUGGAGUUGAGAUGCUUCAGGCUCAGGUUGUUCGAAUCACCCGUCCCAGAUGCGUUGAUCGAGAUGAAUUUGGACGUAGAUUCCAUGCUGAACAUUUAUUCAAGACUUAUCUCCAUGAACGAACGCGUCUGGGUAACGGACGAGGACGAGCUGUACCUGGUGCGGUCAACAGCGAAGUUGCUUUCGAUCGUUAGUUCCCAGCCGAAUCUGGUGCCGUUGAAAGACCGCCGGAAGGUGGUAGCCAAAUCGCAGGACCUUAUUUCGGCAUGCCUCAGCAUUCUGUACACCAAACCCGACGGGCAAGCCUACGUGGACAACCUGCGGGAAACGCAAUCCAAGCUGAAUCGAAUCCACUGCUAGCUGACCGUGUGGUAUUCGAUGGGUUCGAGACGACCGUUGUAGUAGAACGAAUUACAACUGUACUGUUAGUUCUUUACAUUAUAUAAGUUUGUAGUAUCAUUCAUUGUCCACUGCCCUACACAUCGUUUAACUUGUAGUUAUUUGUGAACUUCCUAGUUUUAAAAUAUAAGCUUCAAAUACUAUUACAAACCUUGGGAAUUUGUAUACUGUGCAAACUACUUUACUUUAGUUCACACAGAGGAUAU